UACAGUUAGAUGUUCAGUGUAUGUCUUCAAUGCCAGGACCGCCACCGUGGUCUAGUGGUAGUGCGUCCGCCCGGAGAGCGAAAGGUCCGGGAUUUGAUCCCCGGUCACGUCAUACCAAAGGACGUUAACAGAUGGUACUUGUUGUUACCCUGCCUGGUACUCGGCAUUACGUGGAUUAAACAAGGACCGUUUGGUAUUCAUGUUAAACUGCGGCAUGGUAUCUCAGUGGGCUAGCACUAUAAAAUCGACAAUAGUGCGGACUAGUACAGCCACAACACACGUGCAUGCACGUCGCUAUAUAAGUGCAAUAAUCUUGGACGCGACGUUAAACCCUAUAUCACCUUACCUACAAUGCCGGUUUUUACAUCGCUUAGAUUCCUUUGCAAUGAAUCCUCCUUUGUCCGGGCCCCGUUAACCCAGUCACCCUUGUCUUCCGGGCGAUUACUGUAAAAGGCGACUAACAGGAUCGGGUGGUCAGGCUCGCUGACUUGGUUGAUGCAUGUCAUCGAAUCCCAAAUUGCGUGGAUCAAUGCUCAUGAUGUCUAUCACUGGAUUGUCUGGUCCCGACUCGAUUAUUUACAGACCACCGUCACUUGGCUGGAAUAUUGCUGAGUGCGACGUAAACAACAAACAAAUAUUACGUCGCAAAUCACGUAUUCGUUAAUUCGACAUUUAUUAAUUCCCAUAUCUUAAACUACGUGCAUGGAUAAUACAAUGUGUAUAUAUAAUAUAGCUACACAACAGGCAAGGAAUAUGGGAGCGAUCUCAAUUAGGCGAAGAGACGCGUGUUGCGUUACUUACUUAUGAGUGAGUGAGUAUGGUUUCACGCCGCUUUUAGCAAUAUUCCAGCCAUAUCACGGCGGGGGACACCAGAAAUUGGCUCCACUCAUUGUACCCAUGUCGGUAAUCGAACCCGGGUCUUCGGCGUGACGAGCGAACGCUUCAACCACUAGGCUACCCGACCGCCCCGCGUUACUUAUGAUUCUGAUCUUACUGGUUAACUUGCACGUGCAUGUCGACGUUUUCAAAACAAGGAAGUAACUACAGCCAUUAUAGUUCCUACUUUGAACAGGCAGAAAUCUGCCAAAUUCGUUACCGUCAUAAAAACAAGAAAUUACAAUCAAUAUAUACAGAUGCUGGUUGUUAAUCUUCUGCGAAAUUUUGGAAAUCAGAAAGAUUAAUUCAAAGGUUAAUGUAUCUAUAAGACCAUGUGAAUGAUGCUUCGCCUAGGUGUUGAUAUAAACUGACUCAUUUCAAGGGCGUAAUCUCGUCAUUUGAUUCGAACCAUGCUCGGCGGUGAUCUAUGAGAUAUUAAUCAAUUAACAUUGCGGGCCUCUUCAAAAUAAAUACUGUAUCAGAGGCUAUUGAUGAACUAUACUACAUAAAGAAUGCCAGUAAAAUAUACCAGUCUCUUAUAUUCUGUGUGGUGUAUAAACAAAAUCAAACAAAUACAUUAAAUUCCACUCAGGAGAUAUCGGCCAAACAGCCAGCGCUCUGUUUCUUUAGCUUGUGUCAAUCCAGACUCACACUCGCAGAUCUACGCAAAACACACUGUCUGUCAUAACGUCAGUGUACACCGAUAUAAACAAUCGCUGCACUGUUGACGCCAAACACCUCGUGCUAUCGUUGUCAAUAUUGCGUUUCACAUGUUCAACGAGACACGAGGCUGCUCUCUUUGACUCUGAUAUUGAAAAAAUGUUGAUGCUAUAUUUGCGGGCGACACUCCUCUUAUUCGCUGUGUCAAGUUUCAGUGUAACAUUUGUACGGUCGGAGGGUUUGAACUCUGCACAGCCACCGCGACGCAGAGUGAUGAUAAUUUAGCAUGCUUCUGGGGAGACCUUUGUACCAUAGCUGAUGAUGGUAGUGCUGUUUGAAGCUGGAGUGGCGAGGAUCACGCGGACUUGUAUACCAUUGUGAUGAAUGCAUGCACCGAGAGGCCCCAACUGUCAUCGGAGUAUACGGGCAAGGGCAGAUGAAUGUAGACAAUCGCCAACGGAAAUCUGAACAUCAGUUUUUGGCAGGCAUGCUAUUUGUUCAUCGACAAAGGGAUACUCAUCUUUGUUACUGGACAGAGUCAGAAUGGUAGAGUGUUGUCACAGACUUCAGCACCACAAUACUACACAGGAGCAACUCAUCCUUCUCGCGCCAUGCCCGCCUCCGUGGAAACUAGACUUACUGCAAGACAGGGGAACGGAAAAUAGUAUACCACCAGAUGUUAUCGAUGCUAUCAACCAUCGAUGUCAACGGCAACUCUCACGUCACGUGAUGCCCAUGCAGGACGAGUCCAAGUGUGUUGGGGGUUGCAGGAUAGGUGCGACGUCGGCAGUUGCAGUAACUGUGUUGAUUGUCAUUGUUGGUCUACUCGUAUGGAAGCUGAAAUCAAGGCAAAGGUCACAUCGAUUGCCGCGAGUAAGGAUUCCAAACCCUGUGAUGGACUUGAAGAAUAAAAUAGAACUCUCCAUCAUCACAUUGGACGGGGACUCGAUCCUGUCUUACGACUCCGGGGCGUCUAACGAGGCCUACUCGACUACAGAUUUCACCGAGAAGGGGCGCACCUGGGAGCAGUGAUGCCAUGUGCGUGUGCGUGAGCGCAUGCACGUGGUGAGACUAUUACAAACUUGUCAAUAGCCAUUUGUACGGAAGCCUUUUAGGGCCAUUUGUUUCUUACUUUUUUCGAUACUAUCUUGAAAUUUCAAGAAACUAAGUUGAAAUUUCAAGAUACUAAGUUGAAAUUUCUAGAUACUAUCUAGAUAGUCUCGGGAAAAAAAUUAAAAAAACCAAAUGGCCCUAAAAAGCUUCCGUACAUUUGUCACCACUCGCCCCUUUCCGUAAUCUGCAAGAAGCUUGUCCCGAAUAACACGUGUUGGUCACGAAUGGUCCAUAGCAUAUUACCCAUGACAACGUUGGACGUGUUCAUUAAAAUGGUUUCUUGGAGAUAUGUUUGUGACCCCUAUAGUGGAGUGCAUGGAAAUGUGAAAAAGACUUGAAUGGGAGCAUUAAUAGAAGAAACAUGCCACACUGGCAGACACCUCUAACCAUUGAAGGGGGACAACUCAUGAAUGUCUUUGCCCAUCACCCAUGCGAGGGCUUGUAUUUCCGUACAUACACUUGAAUGGGAGGGUCACAAUCCGUAUUGAAGUACUAAUAUGAUAAUUUAUUGCACCGUUUGUUACUUGAAUGAUUUUGUUGAGUCGUUGUCUUUUGGUAUAAGUGUUAUUGUGUUUGUAAUGUUUUAAUUUACUUGUAUGUUGAUGCUUUAAACUUUACGGCAGGGCACAACCGGAUGAGAAUCGUCAAUAGUGUUUCAGGGAAUAUGGACUGUCGUUGAACUGGUUGAAACAGAAUAUAUCAAUUGUGUUCUUUAUAUUGUGCAUUUAUUUCGCUUUUUCCCAGUCUCUCUCUUCAACUCUGUACUUAUCUCAAGGGGCAAGGGCGCCCCAGUCUGUGCAGUUAAUAAUAAAAUUAAUAAUAUAUUUGCCCGAAAGGAAAUGUGUUAAAUAUCAAUUUCUGUGAUGGCAUAAGCUAUAAGAUAACAUAUUUACGUGAAACAAACACAAAGAGAAUUGAGAACAUAAGAGUUACAGAGGAAAGAUAUGAGACAAAAAAGCACUGACAAUGUGGACUGAGCAUACAAAUAAAAGGGGUAAAUGUGAUAAAAAUAAUGAAAGAAUGAAUUAUAUGCAGUUGCGUCCCUUAGGCGUGCCAGAAUCCUAUGAUCGUGGAUUCAAAUCCCAAAUCUGUUCUGAUGAUUUUUUUCUCUCUCAGCACAAUAUCCAUGUUCGUGGGUUUUACCAAAGAGGUAAUAAACGUCUAAGACCUGAGAGCAUCACAUUGGGUUUUCCUCCAGUUGAAAAUGCAGUGGUGGUACUGAAAAACUGUUCAAAGCAGCGUUCCAUGAACACAACCUUCUCACAAGACUCAACAGCUGUGUGGUGUCUCUGUCUGUCUGUAUUAUACACUGAACACAGAUUAUGUAUAUAAAGAAUAUUUUGUUA
This is a messenger RNA of Haliotis rufescens (red abalone), 3995 nucleotides long. RefSeq lists its product as uncharacterized. Lineage: Eukaryota; Metazoa; Mollusca; Gastropoda; Lepetellida; Haliotidae. The transcript is spliced from 4 exons. The record is from RefSeq and is a predicted model, not a curated record. The coding region runs from base 2080 to 2568 and encodes 162 amino acids.